AUGGCCCGUAACGGGUUGCCCGACGAAACCCACGGCCGUGUUGAGUGGCCGGAGACGACUAUCUGCCCUACGAAUGCCGCUGGAUUGGGUUUCGAGUACCCGUGUCGCCCGGAUGAAUCCUGCCAGUGUCCGUCCCUCCCCCUAGUCUACACGGUCACGGUCACGAAUAGUGAUGGCACGGGGACUUGUGCCUCUCUGACCCCAUCGGCAACCAUCGCCUGCCCCGCGCCUAACGUCACCUGCCCCGCGGCGCCCGCCUCCUCCAACACUAUCAAGAUCAAUGAAUGGAUGGAAAAGCUUAAAGCGGACGCCGAAAAAGCGAAGACUGGCUCCGAAAAAGCAAAGACUGAUGCAGAAAAAGCAAAGACUGACGCGGAAAAAGCAAAGACUGACGCAGAAACUGCUGCAAAUAAUGCUACGACUGCUACGGCCAACGCCCAGGCGGCAACUAGUAUUGCUCAGACUGCUAUGGUCAAUACCCAGGCCGCCGCUAGUGAAGCCAGAACUAGUUCCAGCCAUAUCCAGACUGCUGCGGCCGACGCCCGUGCUAUGGCUGGCGAUGCUAGAACCGCUAUGCUCAAGGCCGAGGAUGCCGCUGGCAGAGCCCAGGAUGCAGCCAGCAAGGCCCAGGAUGCCGUUGGCAGGGCCCAGGAUGCAGCCAGCAAGGCCCAGGAUGCCGUUGGCAGGGCCCAGGAUGCCGCUAACGCGGUAAACAAUGCUUCUCAGCUCGCACGCGCUCUCUAGCUUAUGGCUCCCGUCUAUGUAAGUGAUUACCUUAUGAAGCGCAGGAUUAUAAAUCAUCACUGACACUAUCUUAUCAGUUUCCGACGUUUCCUCAUUUUCGGCUAAGGCAUGCCGUAUAUUGACUUCGACGAAAAUGAAACACUGUUGCUGGCUUCACAUAUCGCCUUUAUGACCUCGUGGCUACCAAUUACCUUGAGCCUUGCCGGGUUUGACUCAACCAAGAGACUCUGAUGACUGUUAUGGAUGCGUUGAUUCGGUGGAACUAAAUUGGCGGAUGGUUGUAGAGGCGAAAGAAACCCACAACAUAGGACCGCAGAUGAAAAAGAAAAAGCUUCCCGAG
Molecule: messenger RNA, 1084 nt
Organism: Sodiomyces alkalinus F11
Lineage: Eukaryota; Fungi; Ascomycota; Sordariomycetes; Glomerellales; Plectosphaerellaceae
Exons: 3
Coding region: 1-744 (247 amino acids)
Source: RefSeq, a predicted model, not a curated record